AUGGGAACCUCUGCAAACGCUGGGGCAGGUGGAAGAGGCGCCCCUGUCCCCAAAGAUGUUGACUACGCCAAUUACUUCUGCACCUAUGCUUUUCUCUACCACCAGAAGGAGAUGCUCUCCGAUCGUGUUCGCAUGGACGCUUACUUCAACGCCAUCUUUGAGAACAAACGACACUUCGCUGGCAAGACUGUUUUGGAUGUGGGCACUGGAAGUGGCAUUCUUGCUAUAUGGUCUGCACAAGCAGGUGCGAGGAAGGUGUAUGCAGUGGAAGCGACCAAGAUGUCAGAACAUGCCCGUGCACUCGUCAAAGCGAAUAAUCUUCAGAAUGUAGUUGAGGUCAUCGAGGGAUCAAUGGAGGAUGUUACCUUACCUGAGAAAGUUGAUGUGAUCAUCUCUGAGUGGAUGGGUUAUUUUCUUCUGCGUGAAUCCAUGUUUGAUUCAGUUAUACAUGCUCGUGACCACUGGCUCAAACCGACAGGAGUGAUGUAUCCUAGUCAUGCCCGCAUGUGGAUGGCACCUAUCAGGACUGGGAUAGGAGAUCACAAAUUGGCAGAAUAUGCGUCAACUAUGGAUGAAUGGCACGCCUUUGUUGACGAAACAAAAACCUAUUAUGGUGUUGAUAUGGGAUCCUUAACAAAGCCUUUUUCAGAGGAGCAAAGGAAAUAUUAUCUACAGGCAAGUUCUUGUAGGUUGCUUAGGUUUUUUAAUUUUGGGUUGGGUUGGAUUUUGGGUCACGUUGUCAGGUUACGUGGAUCUGGGACUUCUUCCUCAUGGCAAACUAGGGUUCUGUGGCAUGAUUUCCACCAUGGUUGUUCCAUGACACCUUUCUCUGAUGACGAAAGCAGCUGCAUGAGCGGCAACGAAAAAUCCAAUUCACUACUAUUGAAAGAUUCUAGUUCCAAAACUUAUUUUUGUGUGAUUGUGGUAGGAUUGCAUGCUGGACACCUGGACUGUAAAAGGGGCCUUCGCUGCUGUGAUGUUCUGGGCACCUUUUCUGCUGUAUCGUGUAUGGCUGAUAGGGCUGUAGUGUUUUCUGGUCAUUCUAAUCUGGUUCCUAAUGGCCUGGCCUGGGUGAGUGUCAGUGGGUGGCCUGAUGCCGACUCUGCACCUGUGAUUGUGCAUUCCAUCAUUGUGUUGGAGCUGGAAUUGUGUAUCUGUGUGCCAUAUGCCUUUGAUUUCUGCUUCUGCAUAUAUACAUCUUUGUGGAACAACCUUCAUCCACAUCAAGUCAUUGGAACUGCUGCUAUAAUAAAGGAAAUUGAUUGUUUAACUGCCACAGUGACUGACAUAGAAAAAGUUAGAGCAAAUUUUUCUUUGUCAAUAUCAAUGGAAAACACAAAGCUGUGUGGAUUUGGAGGGUGGUUUGAUGUACAUUUUCGGGGAAGAAGUGAAGAUCCAGCUGAACAGGAGAUUGAGUUAACUACAGCUCCCAGUGUGGAUUACGGCACACAUUGGGGCCAACAGGUUUUUCUCUUGCAUCCUCCUAUGCAUCUGAGUGAAGGUGAUGAUUUAAAGGUUUCUUUUCUAAUGAGUCGCUCAAAGGAGAACCAUCGUUUGAUGGAGGUUGAACUUGGAUGUGAGAUUCAUCAGCACUCUGGCAAGCUUCUUGCACCUUUCAAAAAUAAGUACUACAUUGAGUAA
Sphenostylis stenocarpa is the source of this 1641-nucleotide messenger RNA. NCBI's taxonomy places the organism in Eukaryota, Viridiplantae, Streptophyta, Magnoliopsida, Fabales, Fabaceae. The record is from the annotation of a GenBank genome assembly.